GGUUGAUUGGCAACAUUAAAUGGUCCCUACUGUGUGUACGCCGCCUUCCACCCGUGUGCAGCUGGGAUAGGCUCCAGCCCCUCGCGACCCCAAGAGGGACCGGCGGUGAGACGGAAGAACGUCUUUAAAUGGCAAACCAUUUGCGAUGCGCAUGCGCGUAGGUGUGACAGUUUGCACGCGAGGAGAGCGCGGAGGAAUUCAAGCGGCGCCCUAACUAACCUGAAAGCCGACUCACGCCUUCCGCGCCACUGCGCCGCGACUCAUGUCCGGUGUCUCCUCGCGGUCGUCCACCAUCCCGGUCCCCUCGCUCCCUCCCUGCGUCUCCGGCUGCGUGGGCAGGCUGCUGGAGGGGGGAAAUGGUCGCGUCCUCGCCCAGGAACAUUCCCGUGACGCCGCCAUUGAUCUGAGCAGGAAAAUGGCCAUGCAGAACCUCAGCUGCCACUACAACGAGCCCAUGAGCUUCUUCUACAACAACAGCGGCGCCAACGACAAGUGGGACAAGACGCAGCUCAUUGUGGUCCAAGUGGUGGGUUCCCUCUUCUGCUGCUUCAUCCUGGUCUCCAACGCCAUGGUCAUCGCCGCCGUGAUCACCAACAAGAAGUUCCACUUCCCCUUCUACUAUCUCCUGGCCAACCUGGCCGCCGCCGACUUCCUGGCGGGCAUCGCGUACAUCUACCUGAUGUUCAACACGGGCGAGGUGUCGCGGAAGCUGACGGUGAAAGGCUACUUCAUCCGCCAAGGUCUGCUGGACAUCAGCCUGUCCGCCUCGCUGGCCAACCUGCUGGUCAUCGCGCUGGAGCGCUACAUCGCCGUCAUGAACCUCAAAGUCCACAGCAACCUGACCAAGAGGAGGGUGACCCUGCUCAUGGUCCUGGUGUGGGCCAUCUCCAUCCUGAUGGGGGCCGUGCCCAGUCUGGGCUGGAACUGCACCUGCAACCUGAGCGACUGCUCCCAGCUGGCGCCCCUGUUCAGCAGGAGCUACCUGGUCUUCUGGUCCGUGUCCAACCUGGUGGUCUUCCUGGUGAUGGUGGCCAUCUACAUGAGGAUCUACGCCUUCGUCAAGAUGAGGACGUCCAUGCUCACGCCGCACACCCGGGGCUCCGUCAGCCGCAAGAGGACGCCCAUCAAGCUCAUCAAAACCGUCAUGGUGGUGCUCGGAGCCUUUGUGGUCUGCUGGACCCCCGGCCUGGUGGUCCUGCUGCUGGACGGCCUGAACUGCACCAGCUGCAAGGUGAUGAAACUGAAGCGCUGGCUGCUGCUCCUGGCCGUUGCCAACUCCGUCAUGAACCCCUGCAUCUACUCCUACAAGGACGAGGAGAUGUGGACCACCUUCAAGAACCUCCUGCGCUGCAUUGGCCACGGCACGCGGCGCCAGCGCUCCACGCGGGCCAACACCCGGCCCUUAAGCUCCGCCCUGGACACGGUUACCAGCCAGCCUCCGUCCGAGGAAACCAAGAUCGAGGACGAGGACGAGGACGUCUUUCGGACCUGAGAACGGAAUGGGUGCUCUUGGAAGAACGUAGGGGUCCGCCUAGAAAGCGGACGUGAAGAUCCUCUGUGGUCUAGAGUCCACCCUGAGAGAAACCUGGCCUUGGCCCUCACAGAACCUCUGGGUCAGGUCCAACUGAGAGGACACCCGGCUGCCAGUCGGCCGGGGGGAAUGUCAGCGUUUUCUCUUGCUACAAUCGCAUCCUUUUCAAAACGCAACUUGUUUUUUUCCCAGCUGGAGACAAACGUUAUUUAUCUCUCAAAAACUCUAUUGGACGUCUUCACUGCAGCCUCUGUUUUUAUAUCGCAUAAUGUACAGAAGUCACUUCCUGUUUUUAUAUCGCAUAAUGUACAGAAGUCACUUCCUGUUUUUUAGUACAAAAAGGUUUGUUUUGUUUUUUUACACUGAAUUUUUGUUAACAUCAAAUUAUGUUGACAAUUUCAUUGAAUGAAAAUGUGUUUAGAUUAUUCAGGCAAAAAAUUGAGGAUUCAUUUAAGUGAGUUUUGAAGUAGCAAAUAUGUCUGCACUGAAUGUAUAUACACUGAAUUUUUUUGUGAACUGUAUUUUAUUUUAUUUUUUUUACAUCAAAUGAUGCUGACAAUUUCAUUGAAUGAAAAUGUGUGCUUUAAAAUGUGUAUAAGUGUGUAAAAUAUCUGUGUAAAGUGUUCAUUCAUUGUAUGCACAUUCAGUGUAAAAAAAAUGUAUCACUAUUAAAAUUCAGUGUAAAAAAAAUCACUAUUAAAAUUCAGUGUCAAAAAAUCUCUAUUAAAAUUCAAUGUCAAAAAAAUCACUGUAUUAAAAUUCAGUGUAAAAAAAAUCACUGUAUACAAAUUCAUUCAUUGUAUACACUUUCAGUGUAAA
Messenger RNA from Entelurus aequoreus (snake pipefish), 2350 nucleotides. RefSeq names its product lysophosphatidic acid receptor 3-like. The record is from RefSeq and is a predicted model, not a curated record. The transcript has 4 exons. Gene Ontology annotation, molecular function: lysophosphatidic acid receptor activity. Lineage: Eukaryota; Metazoa; Chordata; Actinopteri; Syngnathiformes; Syngnathidae. Bases 263 to 1492 code for a protein of 409 amino acids. Gene Ontology annotation, biological process: G protein-coupled receptor signaling pathway. Gene Ontology annotation, cellular component: membrane.